AUGAAAACUGUUUUUGAGUGCGACAAAGUAGUAUUUGAUGUUGAUUGGAGUCCUGAUGGAAGGUAUUUAGCUAUUGUUGGCGCCUCACGCGAAUUAGUCCUCUUAAAAAUUGAUGAUGAAGAUCCUUUUAAUGUUACAGAGGUUUUUAGAGAACAAAGACCAAACAUUAUUAGGAGAGUUCAUUGGUCACCUGAUGGUAAGAGACUUGUAACUGCUGGAUUUGAUGGAGUAGCUGUUCUUUACGAAUUUGAUGAAGAUAAACAACCAGUUUUAGAAAUGAUUGGCAAUUUAUACGAAAAUGAUAAAGAACUUAAAUCAGCAAGAUGGUCACAUAGCGGAAAAUACAUUGUUACAUGUAAUAGAGAUAAAUCUAUUUUCGUUUGGGAUGUUGAAGAACUAGAAUAUAUCGUGAUACAUACAGAACAUAAGGGUGAUGUUAAAGACGUUAUGUUUUCACCAGACGAUUCCAAAUUAGUAUCAGUUUCCUUUGAUGGAACUGUUAAAGUUUGGUCUUCUAUGGAGGAAUACGGUAGUCUUCAAACAUUCACUCAUCAUACAUAUACAGUUUGGGAACUCGCAUUUGAUAACGAAAAUGAUGAAUUUGUAACUAUUGGAGAAGACGGAAAAGCAGUUCAUUAUAUCGAAGAAGACGGAAAGUAUAUUGAUGCUGGAGAAAUCCAGUUAAACAGGCCACUUGACUGUCUUUACGCUGUUACUUACAGAAACGGCGAAUGGCUUAUAUCUGGUGUUGACCAUAAGAUAUAUAUCAUGAAUGAUACAUUUGAAGAAAAAAUUGGAGAGUUUGACACUGGCCAACUUGGAGAUAUUAACUGUAUCAAGCCAAAUCCCGAAAAACAGAAUAUCAUUGCUGUUGCAAGUGAUGAUGGAACUGUUUUACUUAUUGAUCAUGAACUCAGUUCAAUAUACUAA
This is a messenger RNA of Trichomonas vaginalis G3, 930 nucleotides long. Its product is annotated as iron-sulfur cluster assembly. NCBI's taxonomy places the organism in Eukaryota, Parabasalia, Trichomonadida, Trichomonadidae. The record is from RefSeq and is a predicted model, not a curated record. The coding region runs from base 1 to 930 and encodes 309 amino acids. Gene Ontology annotation, molecular function: protein binding. Gene Ontology annotation, cellular component: cytosolic [4Fe-4S] assembly targeting complex. Gene Ontology annotation, biological process: iron-sulfur cluster assembly. The transcript has a single exon.